AUGGCAUCCUCAAUCUCGGGACCAGUUCCAUUACCUGAAUCGAAAUAUGAUUUAUCAUCAUAUUGGGGAAGAGUAAAACAUUGUGCUGAAAUCUCCGAUCCAACAAUGUUGUUGAAUUCUACCAAAGACAUUCAAACAGCAAAGAUAAUGAUCUGGGAAUACCGUAAUGGUGUAAGACCAACUAUGACUCCAGAAUUAUGGAGGGCUAAAAGAGUUUUAGAUUCCACGUUACAUCCAGAUACUGGAGAAACUGUAUUUUUACCAUUUAGAAUGAGUUCAUGUGUCUUGUCUAAUUUAGUUGUUACAGCUGGUAUGUUGACGCCAAACUUAGGUCCAGCAGGAACGAUAUUUUGGCAGGUGGCGAACCAGUCCUUAAACGUUGCUAUUAAUACUGCUAAUGCUAAUAAAUCACAUCCUUUGAGCACUCAACAGAUUAUUACAAAUUAUACUAUGGCGGUUACUGCUUCUUGUUCAGUUGCCUUAGGUUUAAAUGCUAUAGUUCCAAGAUUGAAAUCGUUAAGACCUAAUACCAGAAUGAUCUUAGGCCGUUUAGUUCCAUUUGCAGCCGUUGUGUCUGCAGGUGUUGUCAAUGUAUUCUUAAUGAGAAGUGAGGAAAUUAAAAAGGGUAUUAAUGUCUACGAUAAAGAAGGAAAAGAAGUCGGAAUUUCUCAAACCGCUGCUGUGUAUGCUGUUAGUGAGACUGCUGCCAGUCGUGUUAUAAACGCAACACCAGUGAUGGUUAUUCCACCUUUAAUUUUAGUCAAAUUACAGAAAUCAGGCUUCUUGAAGGGUAAAUCCAAAAAGUGGGAGAUCGCUACUAAUAUGGGAUUAAUUUUCACAACUGCUUUGGCAGCUUUGCCGUUUGCAUUAGCAAUAUUUCCUCAAAGAAGACAAUUAUUGGCAACUCAAUUGGAAGAAAAAUUCCAUGGCUUAAAAGAUAAAAAUGGUAAUGAGGUUGAAUACUUGGAAUUUAACAGAGGUAUUUAA
This is a messenger RNA of Debaryomyces hansenii CBS767, 987 nucleotides long. RefSeq lists its product as uncharacterized. The coding region runs from base 1 to 987 and encodes 328 amino acids. Gene Ontology annotation, molecular function: monoatomic ion transmembrane transporter activity. NCBI's taxonomy places the organism in Eukaryota, Fungi, Ascomycota, Pichiomycetes, Serinales, Debaryomycetaceae. Gene Ontology annotation, cellular component: mitochondrial inner membrane. The transcript has a single exon. The record is from RefSeq and is a predicted model, not a curated record. Gene Ontology annotation, biological process: mitochondrial transmembrane transport; monoatomic ion transport.